Molecule: messenger RNA, 2739 nt
Organism: Microstroma glucosiphilum
Lineage: Eukaryota; Fungi; Basidiomycota; Exobasidiomycetes; Microstromatales; Microstromataceae
Exons: 3
Coding region: 1-2739 (912 amino acids)
Biological process (GO): proteasome-mediated ubiquitin-dependent protein catabolic process; regulation of proteolysis
Cellular component (GO): cytoplasm
Molecular function (GO): ubiquitin protein ligase binding
Source: RefSeq, a predicted model, not a curated record
AUGUCAGCACCUCCGCAGUCGAGGUCUCCGGACAGCACAUCGGCUUCAAGUCGCACUGCUACAGCUGCGGUUGUAGGGCCGGGCUCCUCUCCGGGGGCUUCUGCACCUGCUGCUUUGACCUCCUCGUCAGGUCAAAUACAGGGGCCUGCCGCCGCGUCCUCAUCGGAGGCGCAUACAUCCACCUCGCAAAGCACUAGUCUACCCACAAGCUCAGCUCUGCGUCGAUCUCUGAUGUCUGGCAGCCCUGCUUCUAGCUCCAUCUACAUGUCUGGCAUACCCUCAGCGCCCUCCCCUGCUACUGCGUCUUUUUCCUUGGGGCAGAGGCUGUCGGGGACCUCGACGCCCACGGCCACCAGGGGUGCAUCCCCACUGACAAAUGCAGCCUCGAAUGGCAGUCGAGGUGGGGUGAGACCAAGACCUCCAAAUCCUCCGGUCCCCUCGAGUAGCGAUGCGGCCGACGAAGCUCGGAUGGAUAGAAAUCCGGCCUCUGGGAGGAAUGCCAUAUCCAACAAUGGUGUGAGCAUCGCCCCGAGGAAUGCAUUCAGUCCCACUUCUACAUCUUCUGCUGCUUCGGCUCCUCAGAAUGGGUCUUACGACGGCACGACAACAUCCGCAUCCAGCUUCGCAUCCAGUGCAGGCUUCUGGCGCACACCGCCAACAUCUCCCCAACCUUGCAGGCUACCGCAUUGUACUCACCACGGUACAACAGGGCACUUUCAUCAGCGCCCUGCCGGCCCUUCGCAUGGUACUCCUCGGCAGCACUCCUCACUGUAUACGUCGGGGCCUCAGAUGGGGAAUCGGAGUGGUGGUAGCCCUUUCCAGGAGAAUGCCCUAAUCUCCUUCUCCUGGGCGAUUACCGAUCUUCGCCUACUCCGAGACGAGGUGGAGAGUACCCCACUCGCUGGAGACGAGGGCAGAUCAGUCAGUGCUGGCGCUGGCAAGAGCGAGGUGUGGGCAAGUCACCCUACUUUUGGCGAUGGAAAAUGGAAAGUGGAGCUGAUCCGAACGGCGCGCUUCGAGAAGGUCGAAGACAGUCGGACAAAUGGCAAGGCAAGGGCGAUCGAGGGCGACCACUUCGAAACAGAGGGAGUGCACGUCAACGUGCUGUCUCUCUUCUUGACCUCGAUGGUGGUGGAUUAUGGGUCCCCAAUUGCAGCCAUUCCGACCAACCUUCUCUUUGGGAUCCGCCCAUGGGGGAGCAGGCGACACGGGCAGCUGGGUGCCGGCCAAGCUCAGGACUUCCUCUGGACUCACUCCACCACAUUCACCUUCAAGUACGAUAGCGAGUUUUAUCACUGCUCGGAUCUUCCCUCGAUCUCCACUCUCCUGGCCAAUGACACCAUUGCCAAGAAUGACGCAAUUGAACUGGUGGUACAGGUUGGGACAGGGCCGCACGUCUCUCAGCAAGAAUUCAAUCAGGGCAGCAGCGAGGCGAGUGAGGCUUUGCCCUUCCAUAUGCCUGAAGGGCGAUUCCUGCCCAAUUCGAUUCUGGAUGGUUUGACUAGUCUGGUGGACUGUCCCUUCACAGGCGACCUGGCCUUGGUGGUUCCUGAGAGGGGUGUGGUCCUAACGCCUUGCUCAGACUCCGCCGACAGUCAGACGCACUGUGAGCUUGAAGUUUUGCCAUGGCCAGUAGGGACUUCAAUGCCGUUCAGUGCAGAUGAUCAGUCGAGAGUCCAGGUGGUGGUGAGAGAUCGCGUCAUAUGGGCUCAUAGUGCCUUUCUCAGCACCAGAAGCACAUAUUUCAAGACGAUGUUGGCCUCUGGAUUCGCGGAGGGAAGGGACGAAAGAGGUGGUCGAUUUGCCCGGGCAGUCAGAAUCGACGAUGUCGAUUACACGACUGCUCUGUGUUUGAUCCGCUACCUAUACACCGGCAAAAUUGACUUCCUUAGAGAGGAAGAUGUACGAAGCGUAGCUCUCGACGAAGAUUGGCUAGGCUCACAUCAGAGAGCUGCCCAAGAGCUCACAAAUAGUGAACGCCUGCAUCAUGCAUCAUCACAUCUCCGCCGCCUCCCGAUCUGGGCAUGGACUAGCCUCGACGAGCUCCAGGUAGAGGAAGGCAGGUGUGGUGCCGACUGCUCCUUAGCGGGACACAUCUGCUCUCACGCUCCUCGCUUAGCUGGGGGAGAGCAGCGACGGUCCGUUAGCACAUCAUCCUCUCACUACCAACAGGUUCAGAGUCAACCCUCGCCUACUCAACCUGGCAGGGCUCAUCAGACGCCUCCUGCUUCACCUCCUUCGAUGCGCUCGGAGGCCUCGAACUCUCGUAGAUUACCCUCGCUACCGUUCACGCACGAGUCGCCGAAGGCGAAUCACGCCAGCCUGUUAGGUUCCAUUCUGUCGGAAGAUCCUCAUUCUCAUCCAGCGCCCACGUCGCAGCUCAGCUCAUCGCCAUUGGCGACCUACAAGCUCUGCCAUCGCUAUGGUCAGAUCGACUUGUGCUCCCUCUCUAAGAGCGAGCUAUUGUCAAAUCUGACGCAAGACUCUGCCUUCGCAACGUUGCUGGCAACGUACUAUUAUGCGGAUCUUCAAGUCGAGGUGGAGAAAUUUGUUCUGGAGAAUGCACAAGGUGUGCUGGGAAGCAAGGAGUUUAAGAGGUGCUGUGAUGAAGUUAGCGCGGGAGAGUGGGGCAUUGACGCCGGCCGCACUCUCCGAUCUCUCAUGCGCUCGAUGAUGGCCUCGUCCUCUGCCUCUGCUGCAACGUCAACACCAACACUGAGGGGGCAGGGUAGAAGCUGA